AGCGCCGGCGGCGGCGGAGGGGGGAGAGACCCGGGUCAGGCCGGGGCCGCGCAGCGCUACCGGGAACCGGGGCCGCCGCGCUCCGCUCCGGUUCCCGGCUUCCCGCCGGGCCGAGCGGAGCCGAGUUGAGCUGAAGAGAGGCGGGCACCGGCGAUACAACCGGCGGGGCGAGCGCGGGGGCCGCACGCCGACCCCCGCCGCGGGGCUCCAGGGAUCCGGGAGCGGCGGGCGGCCGUCGGGGAUGUCCUACAAGCCUAUCGCUCCCGCCCCCGCUACCCCCGGAGCCGCCAGCGCCAGCCCCGCCCCGCCGGGGCCCGGGGCACCGUCCGCCGCCACGAGUGUCCCGUCGCCCUCCGGUUCCGUCCCUGGCGCCGCCGCCCCUUUCCGGCCGCUCUUCAAUGACUUCGGGCCGCCGUCCAUGGGCUACGUGCAGGCCAUGAAGCCCCCCGGGGCACAGGGCUCGCAGAGCACCUACACCGACCUGCUCUCGGUCAUCGAGGAGAUGGGGAAGGAGAUCCGGCCCACCUACGCCGGCAGCAAGAGCGCCAUGGAGAGGCUGAAGCGGGGGAUCAUCCACGCCCGGGCGCUGGUCAGGGAGUGCCUGGCAGAGACAGAGCGAAACGCCCGCACGUAACGGCAGCUGCCACCCGGGACCCCCCGGGACCUCCCGGUGGUGGCGGCGGGGGCGGGGGGGCCGCCGUGCUGCCCGACCCCCCCCCUCCCCGCGCUCUCCGCUCUUUAUAAAUGCGUGUUUUUAUAAAUAAAGGACAAUGUUGGGA
This is a messenger RNA of Lonchura striata (white-rumped munia), 779 nucleotides long. RefSeq names its product cyclin dependent kinase 2 associated protein 2 (gene CDK2AP2). The record is from RefSeq and is a predicted model, not a curated record. Gene Ontology annotation, cellular component: microtubule; nucleus; cytoplasm. Gene Ontology annotation, biological process: regulation of microtubule cytoskeleton organization; negative regulation of G1/S transition of mitotic cell cycle. Lineage: Eukaryota; Metazoa; Chordata; Aves; Passeriformes; Estrildidae.